This is a messenger RNA of Pelodiscus sinensis (Chinese soft-shelled turtle), 792 nucleotides long. The record is from RefSeq and is a predicted model, not a curated record. Lineage: Eukaryota; Metazoa; Chordata; Testudines; Trionychidae.
GUGAAAGACGCCAACAGGAGACCCCUUCCAUCGCCCUGGCACCGUGGUGGGGGAAUGGAGCUGCCUGAGGCAGAGGACAAUGUGGAGUUCCUGGAGCGGCUGAUGGAGGUGACCUCGCGCAGCCUGCCCCAGCUGGAGCUGCAGGAGCAAUACACCAUCCUCAAGGAACUGGGCAGCGGCACCUACGGCAACGUGCUGCUGGCAGAGCACCGGGAGCGAGGUGAGGGCAGGCCAGGCCUGGGCAUCCGCAGGCGCCCUGGUGCUGCAGCUGAAGCCCAACUGCGGGAGUACUGCAUUGCGCUCUGCCUGUCUGCCCACGCCGGGUUCCUGCGCACCCUGCCCGUUGCCUUCGAGAGCCCCACUCACUUUGCCUUCGCCCAGGAGCUCGCGCCCGCAGGGGACCUGUGUGCCAUCGUGCGUGACGGGGAGGGCCUCCCAGAGGCCCUGGUGAAGCGCUGCGCAGCCCAGCUGGCCGAGGCCCUGGACUUCAUGCACGGCAAAGCCCUGGUGCACCGGGACAUCAAGCUGGACAACGUGCUGCUCUUCGACAGCGAGUGCCGGCGGGUGAAGCUGGGCGACUUUGGGCUGACGCGGCUGGAGGGCACGCCCGUCUGCGCCAUGUCGGGCACGCUGCCCUACGCGCCGCCCGAGCUCUGCCUGCUCGAGGCCUCGGAGACGCUGGAGCUGGACGCCAGCCCCGGCGGUGAGACAGCUGGGUACCGCGCCCACGCCCCUGAGGGCUUUGAAACACGACCACGGCACAGGCCCCAGUAUGGCCCAGCCCGACGGGAG